Molecule: messenger RNA, 1077 nt
Organism: Callithrix jacchus (white-tufted-ear marmoset)
Lineage: Eukaryota; Metazoa; Chordata; Mammalia; Primates; Cebidae
Source: RefSeq, a predicted model, not a curated record
ACCCUAUUUCUCAACUAGGAUUCAAACUGAUGUAACUACUCCAGUUUUUUGUACUCUCAGAUGUUCAAAGCGGCACCAGUCUUAAUAGCCAACAAGUGAGAGCAACCCGUAAGUCAGUCGAACUGAUGAAUGGGUACUCACCUUGGAAAGCAGUACACACAACCAUCAACAAAAUACCAGGUUUCAAAGAGCUUUCCUACUCCUUUGAUGGCGAAUUUAAAUUUUGCCAAUAGUCAAAGGUUAUUUAAAACUGAAUAUGGGGGGCUGCGAGGAACGAACUCGGCUGUGAGGACAUCCUGUGUGGAGCAAGCACUUGGAUUCAGCUCCUUCAGUUCCAACAUGGAAGAAACUUACACUGACUCCCUGGACCCUGAGAAGCUAUUGCAAUGCCCCUAUGAUAAAAACCAUCAAAUCAGAGCUUGCAGGUUUCCUUAUCAUCUUAUCAAGUGCAGAAAGAAUCAUCCUGAUGUUGCAAGCAAAUUGGCUACUUGUCCCUUCAAUGCUCGCCACCAGGUUCCUCGAGCUGAAAUUAGUCAUCAUAUCUCAAGCUGUGAUGACAGAAGUUGUAUUGAACAAGAUGUUGUCAACCAAACCAGGAGCCUUAGACAAGAGACUCUGGCUGAGAGCACAUGGUAGUGCCCUCCUUGCGAUGAAGACUGGGAUAAAAAUUUGCAGGAACAGACCAGUACCCCAUUUGUCUGGGACACAACUCACUACUGUGACAACAACAGCCCUGCAAACAACAUAGUUAUGGAACAUAAGAAUAACCUGGCUUCAGGCAUGCGAGUUCCCAAAUAUCUGCCGUAUGUUCUGCCAUGGAAAAACAAUGGAAAUGCACAGUAACUGAAUACCUAUCUCAUCAAAUGCCAGACCUUAGAAGACUCUUGCUUCUUCCUGCUCCAGUGGCUUCUUCAUUUUCCUCCAUCUAAUUAUAGAAUGAUAAACUCUCUGUGACUUUCUAAACUGACAAGUACAGUUUUUUCAUCCCCCUCUUGAAUCCUCAUUUGAUACAAGAACCCUCAUACUCAGAAGCUUUCAAAUAAACGUGUGAUAUAGAUUAAAAAAAAAAAACUGAAU